CAUGCCCUGCCUCCUUGCUCCACUUUUAUCCUCAGCUCUCCCCUGGGUCCCAGACGGCACCAGCCUCGCUCCCUCCCCUUGCCAUUUUCUUCGCUCCUCCUGACACGGCUGCCGCAGCUUGCCUUUGCCUCCGUGUGCCAGAGCUCCCGCAGCCUCCCCUGCCUCUCUAGAGCAGGAGAGAUGCCCUCCUCGCCUUGAGGCGCUGCCGGUGUCCCCGCUCCUGUCCCCUCUCCAUCGGCCUCAGGACUGGAAGCAGGGGCGGUGAUGCGGCCGCUCCGCGGAGGAGGCCUGAGCGCGGCGUUGCCAUAGCGACUCCGCACCACGCUCCCUAGAUAAGGCGAGCGGCAGCGGCCGCGGCGGCCCCAGCCCGGAGAGGUCCCGCUGCAGUCAGCCCCGACGGCUCAUCGCGUCUAGCUUCAAAGGGGAAGAAAAUCCCAUUUCAACGAUGUCAACAGAAUGUGUUCAGCCAUUUGAUAUCCCAGAAGACAGACUGGACAAGCGAGAUUCACACUGUAACCAUUUAGAAGAUCUUUCAGAGCAGCUGAUUCAGAGCUGUGACCUCAAAAAGAAACCAAGAAAAGGGAAAACCAUCCUGGCUUCCCAAAACACUGAACAGGACCAAAAAAAGCCAAGGAGAAAAGAUACACCAGCUUUGCACACCCCACCACCUCUAACAGGCAUACUUUCAGACUUUUCUGACAGUCUGCUGAAGAGGUAUGGUAUCACAGAGAAGCCACAGCGAGAGAGAGUGAAUCCAGGCUCUCAGAUCACUGAACUGGAGCAGAAAAAGCCCAGGAGAAAAGAUACACCUGCAAUACACAUCCCACCUUUGAUCAUAGGCACUAAGCUGCUUACUGAAGAAAAGCAAACAGUGAUUAUGGAAGAUGAAGAAAAGGAUGGAGAGGCAAUCCCCAGUUAAGAUUACAGUGAUAUUUCCAGUAAUGCAGUGUAAAUAAUUCUGGGUCAUUCAAAGUGGCAGUACAUAGAAAGUGAAGAAAAAAAAAAGGUCCUUUCAUUUUUAUAGAUGAUAAUUCUCUCAAGCAUGCACUUGAAUUUAAAUUAUCUUCAAGUGCUUAUCUGCACCUCAUGGAAUCCCAGCAAGCAUCAUAGGAGAUGAUAGCAGGAAUUUCACUCAGACAUGGAAGGAUUCACUCAGUUUGCUAAAAGUGGCUUCCCAGGAUUUUUGGCACUGAGGAAUCCACCUUGGAUCAGAACAAGCUUUGUGCACAGUGAUAAGGGUUAAUACAAAGGGACACCACCAGUCAAGUGUACCUGGCACUAGAUACCAGAGCGGUUGGUAGCACAGCGCAAUAAAACAUCAGCUAGUGAUUCAGAUAUCAUUUUUCUCCUGAUAAGUUCACCUCUUUUGUCCAGCUUUCCUCUGCUGGAAUAUCACUGACCACAGUGAAAAAUCACAUAUACAAAGCUGAUGGGACAGAUGAAGAGGGAAGGAAUCAAUGCUAGAAUCCCUGAAAGGCAAAGCACACACUUCUGCCUGUAUCUGCUCAAGACUUGUGUCUGUGAGGAGAAAAGGGUAGAUUUACCAUAGAACAAAAACUCAACAGCUAUAAGGGCUGUCAGCACUGACACAUCAAACAAGACAGAGGGCAGAGCUCUCAGAAGAGAAACACGGGAUGUGCCAUGCCUGCCUGUUACACCAGUGUAGACCAUUGUGGGUUCUUUUCUUCUCAAAGGUUUUAUUCCUGGAUUAGUGGGAGAUCAACUUGUUCUCCAUGGCUUUUCACUCCAUAUUUUGUCUUUUAACAUCUGCUUUUUAACUGAGUCCUUGGUUGUCAGGAGAUGGAAGAAAAUCUCCUGACAAAAAUUACAGAUUAAUAAAUAACAGCAGGAGAGUAAAAGUUGAGUAAAAAGGGUACUGUUACUGGCACACACACACACUGCAGGGUGGAACAGCACCAUGCUUUUUUUUAAGUUUACCUCAUUGAUUCAAUCAAGAAUUGUUUUCACACCCAGCUACAGCCUUCAGCACUGGGACAAACAGAGACAGGUACUUGUAGAAUAUUACACAAAAUAGGUAGAACUGGGUAGUUUUGUGCUUACCUUAAUAGCUCUGUGUGCUAGAUGGGGCAGCACUGCUGGCUGGACCCUUAGGGACCUCAGCAGAGAGGUUAAAGAUUAUCUCUCUAGCCUGGCAGAGUGAAUUUAGUUAUCAUCUUCCUAACACCCUUAGGCAGACAGCUAAGGAGCACACUAGUUUGGACUUCAUCUGCCAUAGUGACUGACCCAGCAUCUUUCAUGAGCACGCAGUCCACUCAUAAGUAUUCAGCUUCAAGAUGUAAUCAACAAGCUUAUAAUAAAUAAUCAUGUGUUAAAGACUACAAUAGGCCAGCUAUAUUAUUGAUGGGAUGCCUGGCACCGAGGAGAGGUGUUUGGUUUUUAUCCUGUUAAUCAAUCAGUGAGAUGAGCGAUAUUUUAAUCAAUAGCUCAUGUAACAACAAUCAUGUCAGGUCCACAGUAAAGGAUGUCACAGCAAGUGUGUAACAAGAGAUAUACAUGAUUCGAGUCAAGCUUUACCAGUGAAGCUGGUGAACAUUGUCAAUGCACAGUACAGCAAGAGUGAGAACGUGGAGUCCCAGAAAGAUUCAAAUGGGCAUCAGCAGUGGAUUAGCUGAAAAAUGUAAGUGUUUAGAUAUGAAGACCCUUACCAACACAAAGCAGGAGCACAAAUAAGAUGUGACUGACUUCACUGCUCUGAAGAUUUGUUUCCAAGCCUGGGGAAUGCUGACACAGCUUAAUAUGAAACAAAAAGAGCCCUCUUUAAGCCUAGCACUACAUGUUCUUCACCAAAGAGGAGUUAUGGUCCCAGUGACAUCUCUGAUGGCACAGCAGCCUAAUUUACCAUCCCUGCAUAGAUCAGCUUGAAGCCCAGCUGUAAAAAAUGCCGCAACAUACAUCAUUUGCUGCAGUUCAUUUAAAAUCGCAUAUUCAUAGCCUGGUAAUUCAGCAUUUACUGUUUUUUCACCCAGGAACAACAUGAGCGACUAAAAAGUAAUUUUUCACUUGAUCAAUUAAGUAAAUAGGGGUUUUCUUUGCAAUGUUCCUGGGAAGUAGUGUGAAGAAUCAUUUCUCAAAGCUUUCACCUGCCUCGCUGCACUCUGUGAAAGUGUUAAAUAUUACUUUAAUUGGCAAUCAAAUAUGAUCUUUUUCCAAUCAGAUUAGCAUUGCCCCUUUCCCCAGAACAAAGCCUCUAGGUGUUGCAGAAGCGUGUGUGGACUGUACAAUGGCCUGAACAUUGUUUAUUGGGUUUAUUUAUUGCCUUUUAGGCUCUGAACUAUCCCUCUAAGACCAGAUAGUGCUGAAACUGCACAGAUUGCUCUCCUAGGCAAAUGGCUGGAGUUGGUGUGCUCUGGGGCAGAAAUGCUUUUGUACCCAGUGCCCACAAGGGUCCCCCAUUAACAUCACAGCAAAACCAGAAGGAAACAGGAAGCACAGAAACAGGAUAAGCCUUUCUAUGGCACUCUUAGGACUGAGAUGCUCCAGACGGAAGUCACUUGCAAUGCCUGCACAUAGGCACGGGCUGCUUGAAGGCCUUAGUAGCUGGAUCACAUUCAGAUAUUUAGCUGUACGUGCAUCUCCCUGCAGAAGUCUGCACUGGCCAGGACAACCAUUCCAAGUCCUCAGAGGGAAUGAAGUGCUCCAGUCAGUGGGUAAAAGACUGACUGCAAUCAGGAGGCUGUGAAUGGAUAAUAUUUUUGCAGGGAACUCUCAAUUAACCUCAACCUAGAAACUAAGGGACAGGUCUCCAUUUACAACAGACUUGGAACAAAGGGAUUUAAUGGCCCUGCACUGUCAACAAGGGAUUGCAGAAAGCCUAUCACCUAGCAGAAGAGGGUGUAUUUCUGUAGUGCUAAACAGGUGCAGAGGUUAAGUGGUUUGCCCAGCUAAACCUCAGCAAAGACUAAUCCAAAGCAACAUUCAUGAUGCUAUCACUAACUCACACUAUUCACAGCUAAAGCAGCAUUUGCAUGCAUUGAGGUUAGCAACACACUGAAAUUUUGUCUGGUUGAAAUUUUGUCUUACGAGUUAAUAAAUGGAUAAUUGUAGAAUGCUUCAACCACUUAAAUUAAAUAGAUGUGGCUGGUUAUUAUAACCAAUUAUCUUCCU
This is a messenger RNA of Melopsittacus undulatus (budgerigar), 4125 nucleotides long. It is a transcript of the gene PPP1R17, whose product is annotated as protein phosphatase 1 regulatory subunit 17. NCBI's taxonomy places the organism in Eukaryota, Metazoa, Chordata, Aves, Psittaciformes, Psittaculidae. Bases 446 to 919 code for a protein of 157 amino acids. Gene Ontology annotation, molecular function: protein serine/threonine phosphatase inhibitor activity. The transcript is spliced from 5 exons. Gene Ontology annotation, biological process: regulation of phosphatase activity. The record is from RefSeq and is a predicted model, not a curated record.